Molecule: messenger RNA, 5483 nt
Organism: Dicrocoelium dendriticum
Lineage: Eukaryota; Metazoa; Platyhelminthes; Trematoda; Plagiorchiida; Dicrocoeliidae
Source: the annotation of a GenBank genome assembly
CCGGGGCGCUGAUGCAGUCACAAUGCGAUGGAGACGUUGUUUGCUGCUGCCACAAGCAUAGUGGGUAGGACGCAACCGAGCCUGGACGGUGGACUGUUUAUGUUCUUUCUGGAAUAUUUCCUCCCACUUCCAUCUCCUACCGGAGCUAAUGCUAGCGCAGAACAGAAACGUAGUGUGACAGAACAUGUGCUCUCCACUUACUCCCGCGCUGGCUACGCCUCAGCCAUAUCGUUCAGUGCCAUUUGGAGUAUCUCACUGGUAUCUGCAACUUUAUUUGUGUGCUGCCGUCGUAGACACAAAACGAAGCGUUCUGCGCGAAUAGCCCUCUUGACAGAUGCGUCCAGAGACCUGACUACUAUGCAUACUUCGCGUGCUUCUGGCACUGGGCUGUUGCGCAUGCAACGUGAACGGUUACAAUCGAACUGGCUGUGGUUAGCUACGCAGUUCCUCUUUUUCAUUAUCCUCAUUGUGUUGCUUGGCGCAGCAGUUUUGUUAGGUUUUUCGAUGAGCAGCCAAUUACAAGUGAACCUAUCAUCUCCACCCGCGUAUGAAGAGGCAGUAGGGAGGCUGCUGAACUCAGCAGAGCUGGAACACACCAAUCCCCAAAAAACUCAUGUGUUCCCGCGGGUUUUAAGAGCUCUGGCCCAGGUACGUGCCUACUUCAAUGAAUUUGUAAAUAUCACCCGCACUCAUACGGCCCCCAUUGUUGACGAACUAAUCAGCGCCACUGAGCAAAUGCAAGAACGAAUGACGGCUGAUUUCAACUCACUACUGUUUGAGAAAAUUGGAGCUACAGAAGCCUUUGAAUUGGGCGAUUUCUUGGGUCGCAAUGUGAUUUCCUUAGUUGAACAUUCCAUGGCCAUUGUGAAUCAGGAUGCAAUUUUCAAGAACCAUUUUGAUCGGUUAAAAGUCGAGCUGCAGGCUUGGCUUCGUCUGAUCAAUUCGUACGGCCCCGGUGUCAAUGACCCUGAUUGCGAUUCCCGUUGCCUCUCCCUCCGGGCUACUUUCACCAACAAUUUGACUACCCGACCUGAUACCUUCAUGCCCGUCUUCAGCUUUGCAAUUGCUCUGAAGUUUGUGACUACUGAUCAGAAUCAAACUGCGGCGAACAUUCGUGAGCAGUUAAAUCGCGGAAAAGUCCUUGCUUCGCAUCGGCUGAUGGAGACCAAAAGGAUAAUGUCGGAGCGAAUCGAUAUCCCUAACACGAUUCUUAAGAUGACAUCUCGGCAGUGGGACGUGCUGGACUCCCAAAUGUCUUGGGCGAUUCAGGCGGUGGAUAAUGCAGCAUCCAAAGUGACCGAGUUUGUUGUUCCCAAGGUGUUAUCUGGCUCAGUUGUCAUUCUUGCUCUAGGCUGCAUAUUUUGGAUAGUUUUGCUCUUAUUCACUCUUGGUGUAACUUGGAUUGUCAUCUAUUAUCACUGUGUACCCAGUGAGUUGGGUCCUCGGAAUCGGCAUAGACUUCGAACGGCAAGUGGCUUUGGCCUUGUUCUUUUACUCACGAGUUUGCUCUUUGCUACAGCCUUUUUUCUUGUUGGAGGUUACCUUUACACCGAGGCAUGCAGAUACAUAGAUCCAGAGCAGACGCGGGUGACGGUUGUAAAACAUGAAGGAUUUAAGGAAGCAUACACCAAACAUCAUUUUCCACUAGAUUCUCAUAUUAAUGCAUUUAUCACCCAGCACUGGCCAUUCAUACUCUACUUGGUUGCACAGAACAAUCCAUUAGGGACUCGACCGCUACCGGUUCCCCAUGUGCGCAGUCCUAUCUAUGCCCUAUCGCAUAACUGUCGGAAGAAUAUGGGUAUCUUGGAAGCGACUGACGCCAUUACCGAUCUUGACAUGACCAGCCUAAACGAUCCUGAGAUGUCAAAGCGAUUCGUGAACACUGGACGGGAAAUCAUGAUAGAUUCUUUGAAGUCUCUCGACGCAGAAGAAAUGUUUCCCAGGGAAACCGAUGAGCAAUUAUCAUUGGCAGGUAGACUGGAUGAUUUUAUCGUCGAUUUUGAUGGCAUUCGUGCUCGUCUGCCUACCACAUAUGUGAGCGUAUAUGACUCCGAAAAUGGAUCCAAUGACUACCGACCUUUCUCACAAACUGAAUUGUGGGUCUCUUGGAAUUCCUACUACACCGAUAUCCUCCAACACCGUCUUUCCAGGGACCAAAACGCUCGUCUCGUUUCAGCAACUCAACAAGUUGACCUCAGAUUACGCAACCUAGUGGCCGUAGUUGAGACUAUGAGUGAUCAUUUGAAAAACCUUUCCACAGCCAAAAAGAUCGGACCCGUUGUGUUACAGUUGAAAUCCGUCUUGGCAAGGUUGAAGGAACUUAUGACAAACAAGCCUGCUUUAACAGAACUGGCAGACAAGUUAUUCGAGAAACACAUUUCUGCUGUAACUCCGGGUGAGGUGGUCAAGCUAAUUGCGAAAUUUGGACCCAGAAUAAUGGCUGAAGUCGGACGUUGUCGGCGACUUUAUGAGGCUGCAAAGGACUUGAAUGAUGCCAUAUGCGGGGGUGUUGUGAACGUGCUAAACGGUUUUUGGUUUGUGUGCGGUUGGAUCGCCUUAGUUGGGACGCUGAUCAUUACGUUUGGAUCGCUGUUGUUACUUCGCAAACCGGUCAGAAGCACCGGGAAGCCUUUCACCAAGACUUACCCAUCAUUCAAUACCGUUUGCGUGCGGAGGCGACGCAAUGAAGCUAGUACCAACACUCACCCUGGGCAUACCAUCAUUCGGGAUGAAGGAGAGUUGUUAAACCCCUCUGGUCUGCAUGUAGGUCCAUCUCAAUUGUGUACAGUGAGUAGUGUGUAACUCGUAACCCUGAUAACACCUGGCACUCAGCAAUCGCUAAGAUGUAUUCUGUUUUCAUGACCAGGUUUUAUUUGCUACUUGCUCGAAACCCGAUCGUCUCGACACUUUUGUUUUCAAGCGCGAUUAGGAUUUAUUUCUGUGCAUUUCCCCAAAGUAAACUAUUUUUCUGACUGGACUAGUCUUAAUUCUAUUCCGUUACCACCGAGAAUGCCUUCAUGCUCACUCGUACGUUUUAUGGUUUUGGUCCUUCACCGUUUGCUAUGUAUGCAAUCUGCCGUUCCCAUGUCUGAUUUUUCACGGCAUCAGACAUCAUUGUUCCUUUUUGGUUUCCUCAAGUCAUGUCACAUCCUUGGUUUGUGCUAAGCCCACGCACGUGUCUCCCACUUCUUUCACCACGCGUUUUGCGUGCAUUGGUCACGCGGAUGCAGAAUAUGGUGCGUGCUCUUGCAUUCCUUUUGCACAAUGAAUUGAGAUAUGUUAGGUUGCUACCUAAUUCGAAAAGCUUGAGAUCUGUAUCGAGAUGAUCUGACCGAAAUUCAUGAUCACUCGUGGUUACAGUCUUCUCUCUCCCAAGUCGAAUAAGUUAGAUGCUGUGGGCCAAGCUUCAUACCAUCUUCCCGUCAGAUAUCGAUGCGGAUCACCACGAUCACACACUUCCAUGGUCGUUCAACUUAAUUGCGUUACAUGUGCACGUGGUAUGAUGAGAAUAUAAGGUUUUGGUGUUAUUUUUUUCAUCCACGCGUAGUGCGUUUCUGGUUUUAAGCCUUGCGUUCUCCACAUUUCCUUCACACCCGACUCUGACACGGUAGGCAGUUCAAUGAACACUAUCCAUCUGUUCUAGUCUAAUCGGUUCAUAGAACUGUUUGUUUAGCAUCUUUGCAAACAGUAACACUAUCCACAGGCUUUUUCAAUAUUCAGCCGAACAGCACACAUCGUUUCACUGCCAAAGACGGUAACACCGUUGCUUCCAUUUCAUUGCUCUUCCAUUUGCCCACUCUGCACUUUGCUGGUGGGGUCUUUUCGUACUGGCUUGUAUCUAGUCGAAGAAGCGCGGUGGCCACACCCCACUUCCUUCUUUUUUGCGGACGCAAUUCUGAACCCAAUUCAGACAAAAGAUUCUUAAGUCACUUGUUAGAGCCGCAUUCCAACAACCACUUCCUUCGCAUUCAUAACUGCGGAGCAACUACGUGAGGAUGAUAAGGCUUGCGUGCUUCAGCAGGUUAACUUUGUGGUACGCAUCCAUCUGAACCUUCGCUUACCUGAAGUGGCACUAGUCUCUGUCCUCUCCUUAAAGUAGUUCACCAAGGACUCAGUGGAAGAUAUAGGCAAUCUCACCAGCCUUACUAUUGUGCCAGAGCUUGUGGAAUCAGUGCGGCAUUUACUAGCACAGUGUUUAUUGCUUGAAGUAUUCACCAUGAGGUUGGAUCACAAUACGCCCAUUUGAGCCUGGAAGGCACAAAAUCAGUGCUGGAGAAUGGUCAUUUAGUGUGGAAUUCUCUAAACUUUGAGACCUUCGGAGCUGUGUUGGGUCUGGGAUCACGUAGGGUUAUGCACCGGACCAAUGCGCCCGACGUUUUCGCUAGUAAGAACGUCUAAGCAUUGCACAUCGAACAUCAUCCACCUACACGCUCCGGAUCUUCGUCACUCAUGGGCCAGCGCAAUCCUCACACCGUUGUUCGGACACAGGCAGCACCGCGAUCACGGCACUGGGUAGACCUCUCCACAGGUUCCGCAUUGUGGAUCUUGGCAUCACUCACACUCGGUGGCGGUUUGAUCUAACAUUGCUUAUGCUCCAAAAUGUGCAGUCUAAGUUCGUUCAUGAGGAUAUGCAGCGCGGGUGCUGUGCGGCAAUAACAGCAUUUCAUCUCCUGAGGGACAGGAAGCGCGAACCACACAGAUAGACCUUGAGAUAUGGAUGAACGGCGAGUGAUCAUGAGCAGACCAAUUGUUUGGAUUAAUAUGCAGCUAUAUCACACUGAAGUGCAUUUUCGAUAGUCCAAGUUGAUGUCGAUAUGGCAGUUCUUUUGACAUGUGAGCAGUUAGUUUUCGUCUUGCAGCAUCAACAGCACACUAACUUAGACAACUAGCAGUUUAAUGUGUCCACAAGGUAAGUGCUUCGCAUGUUCCCAUUAGCAACCAAACGUAGAGUGAUGGAAACAGCAACUAACUAACGUUAUGUAGCAGUGGAAGAUCUUGUAAAUUAUCGAAAGCGCAAGCAGCAUUUAUCGGGUGUAGAACUUCCAGCUGUGUAGCUGGGUUGCAAUUCACUGUGAAACAGGCCUGGAUGAUUUCGAGCAAUUGGACUGUGACUAAAUCUGAGAUAGCUUACAUAUUCAGGUGAAGUGCGGUAUGCGAAAUCUAGAUCUCCUAUUCUUCCAUUGAGUACCUUUAUGUGGGAUCGAGCGGUAGCUAAUAGUUUUCCAUCAUAUUCAUCUGGGCGGUGGUGUGAAAACAAAUCCUUUUGUGCAGUACGCGAAUCAUAGCUACGUCACAGACGCUUGUAGUACUAUUCAGAAGUUUACACUCUUCGCUGGAAGUUGACAUAGCACGUGGACGCCGACAUACGAAGGAGUGCGUUGUACUUAGUAUUCAGCACUCACACUUCUGACAUUGACACACCAAGUCAAUCUCAUUCCCAGGCGUAUUUGAUAUCUUUACUCGACUUAAACUUUGGAUCGAUA